AUGACUUUAAUAGGAAAUUUUGAAAAAGAGUCAGAAAAAAAUGAUAAUCAACAAAAACAAACAACUUCCUUGCCGUCUGAUGCCAGCCAAUGGGGCUAUGACCUGUAUCCAAGUAGAAAAUCACGAAGUGAAACAGCGCCAAGUUUCAUAGACUACAUGAAAGGGAAAGGCAAAGAGAAUUUUGAGAAAAUUAAGUGUGAAAGAAAUGUUUAUAAGUGUAUUAAAGAUAGCCCUAUAGUGAAAUUAAUGAUGGGUGCUUUAAAAGCCUCGGGAUGUGGUAUAGAUAUUAGGAGGCAUAUUUCAUGUGAAGAAUGUGCUCCUACCGUUAGCGGGGGUUAUGACCCUAUUAUGAAUCAGGUAAUUAUAUGUCAAAAUACUGCUAGAAAAGAAGGUAUUGUACAAGCAGUAUUAACCCAUGAAAUGAUACAUAUGUUUGAUUAUUGUAAAAACGAUUUGGAUUUCAAAAAUCUCGAACAUUUAGCUUGUACCGAAAUACGAGCAGCAAAUCUAGCUCAUUGUAGUUUUAUGUCAGCUCUUUUUGCUGGAGAUGCAUCUCUAUUUUAUGUUAAAGAAGCACAUCAGAACUGCGUGAAGAACAAAGCUCUGAGUUCGGUUUUGAGCGCAAGAAAUGUUUCAAAAGAGGAAGCGAUGAUAGCUAUCAACAAAGUUUUUUCAAAAUGUUAUUCAGAUUUAGAACCCAUAGGUAGAAGAAUUCGAAGAAAUUCUAUGGACAUGCAAAAAGCUUACGAGGAAGGAUAUUACUAUGGUUAUAAUUUAUGAAUUUGAACUGUGAUCAUUCUGAUACCAACAGAUGAUUUUUGUUAUUGUUAGUUGAAAUAAAAAUACAUUUAGACAAA
This is a messenger RNA of Diorhabda carinulata, 857 nucleotides long. Its product is annotated as mitochondrial inner membrane protease ATP23 homolog. Gene Ontology annotation, cellular component: extrinsic component of mitochondrial inner membrane. The record is from RefSeq and is a predicted model, not a curated record. Gene Ontology annotation, biological process: mitochondrial protein processing; mitochondrial proton-transporting ATP synthase complex assembly. Lineage: Eukaryota; Metazoa; Arthropoda; Insecta; Coleoptera; Chrysomelidae. Gene Ontology annotation, molecular function: metalloendopeptidase activity. Bases 1 to 780 code for a protein of 259 amino acids. The transcript is spliced from 2 exons.